AUGGCUAACUUCUUCGUCUACUCUCUGAUGGUUACAAGUUUUAGACAGUUCUUAAAGCUGAAGAUAUCCCAUAUCUUCUCCUUGUUCAGACCUUCAACGCAAGUAAGACGUCCACAAAGACGGAGACCCAACGCAAUACAACAACCGAGGCAGCAUCACAUCCAGAGACAGAAUCCUUGUGUUCAAGGUGGAACAUUCCUUAAUCAAGCGACCCGACUACCAGAACUACAAACGGGAGAUCAGACGCCUCCAUCUCUCCAAUCAAGACUGCCAGUCCAACAGACAACCUCUCCAUACGAGCAAACCACGCCACCACAUGGACAGAGAGACCACACUCCCCACCACAUGCCAGCAACCUCUACAGUUCCCACCCAGCUCCCUACCACUACACUUCCUGCUUUUCAUACGUCAUCACCUCCCCCUCCUUUUAUGCCAAACUUGUCUUAUCAAAAAGGUGCCACCGAGCAGAGGAACCUGAGGGCCAACGACUACGCAUCUUUCCUUCUCCAGCAGUGCAACACCUCUCUAACAGACCUCCCUCAGAGUUUCGUCAAGAACUCUCUUCCCUUUCUUCAACAGGCUCGCAACACACAGGUGCAGUACCCGCUACCUCAGAUUCCCGGCAACACUCCAGCUCCCGGCUCUCAACCUUACUAUCAUGCUACUGGUGCUCCUUAUGGUUCCCUCGUCUACGUCACUCAUGGAAAGGUGAAACCCCGUAAGCGUACAGCCUUCACAGAAACCCAACAAGCCCAACUCGAGGAUGCGUUCGAGAAUAAAAACUAUAUCAGCACGGCAGAGAGAGUAAAACUCAGCCUGGAGAUCAGACUCUCAGUUCACACCAUCCUGCUCUGGUACCAGAACAAGAGAGCUAGGCUGAAGAAGAAGGGAAUCAACUCCAAACGGUCCGAGUAGAGACAAACUGAGAAGAACUUUGCAGUUUUAUAAUGACAUGUUUUUAUGUUUUAACUUCUUACGUUUGUAGUAAGAUUUAUAUACUUUACAGGCAUUUUUGCUAUUUUUAUUUUACUAUUGGGUAUCGCUUUUUAAGAUUUCCAGUGAUCAGCCUCUAUUCUUAAGAUGGCUGAUCUGUAUUUUCUGUGGUUAAUCGCAGUAGGGCGGUGAUCACAAAUACUUUUUUAGAUCAUUUUCAAUUUAAUCAAUACUUCUGAUGGCACGCCGUUUUACAUAUUCCGCACCAUACUUAAUUUUUCUUUAUUGACUGAAAAUUAUUUACUAAUCAC
Molecule: messenger RNA, 1244 nt
Organism: Bolinopsis microptera
Lineage: Eukaryota; Metazoa; Ctenophora; Tentaculata; Lobata; Bolinopsidae
Product: homeobox protein ceh-23-like
Exons: 4
Coding region: 1-915 (304 amino acids)
Biological process (GO): regulation of transcription by RNA polymerase II
Cellular component (GO): nucleus
Molecular function (GO): RNA polymerase II cis-regulatory region sequence-specific DNA binding; DNA-binding transcription factor activity, RNA polymerase II-specific
Source: RefSeq, a predicted model, not a curated record